UCAAGUCAAGUGAGAGAUGCUGGCCUGGAGUGUCGCGCUCAAAGAGAAGGACAGAUCAGUUCGAGGAUGAGUACUUCGCGUUUCGAAACACCAGGGUUGGAAGAAGAAGAGGAAACUCUGACAUCUUCUGACUAUCGUGCUUUUGCGAAUGAUCCGUUGCUUUCUGGCGGUUUUCAGUCCAUGCAUGGUUAUGGUUCUUCUGUACCCAACACUCCUCUUCAGUCGGAACUCCCCUACGAGAAUUCCUGGACGGACGAAGUGCCGGAACGUGGUUUCGAUAACAGCUCACAGCCUGCCUCCAAUACUCAUUAGAGUCAGCAAGCUACUGACCGUCAUCAACACUGCGCCCCCACCCUACGUACAGGAAAUCCUGUAGAGCCCUCCGCAUAUAGUUCCACGUCGCUCAUUACCCAUCCAUCGAACGAUUCCAAUUCAGCAGUUAUUUCUCCGAUUCGUGGCUCGUCAUCGCUGGAAUUCGAGGAGGACCAUGAAAGCAUGCGUAUUAUAGAUGUAUUGCAUGCUGAGCCUGAUGGCUAUUUCUACUGUCCUUCGUGUUGGGAGCCAUUCAGAACCAGAGGAGACAUACGACGACACUUUCGUCGCCACGCACAACCGGUAUUAUGUCCUUAUUGUCCGAUCAGGAUGGCUCAGCAACGAGACAUGGCAAAACAUGCCAGAACCCAUGGUCAACGAGACCGCUUCAGAUGCGCAGUGUGCGACGAGACUUUCACCUUACACUACAACCUGCAACGGCACGCAAGGCGGCAACAUGGUAUUGACAUGGUUGUUGAACCUGGACAGUGAUACACUCCUUUUGUUCUUUUAAGACAUUCAUUUACACUGGCUACUCAUGCCGUAAAAAUUUGGUCGAUUCGAUGUUUAAUGUGUUCCUGUGCUGUUGUUUUACCAACUGAAAAUAACUAAAAGAAAUUUUCGAACACACGGUGCCCC
Messenger RNA from Cryphonectria parasitica EP155, 951 nucleotides. RefSeq lists its product as uncharacterized. The coding region runs from base 509 to 826 and encodes 105 amino acids. The transcript has 3 exons. The record is from RefSeq and is a predicted model, not a curated record. NCBI's taxonomy places the organism in Eukaryota, Fungi, Ascomycota, Sordariomycetes, Diaporthales, Cryphonectriaceae.